Cryptomeria japonica (Japanese cedar) is the source of this 1383-nucleotide messenger RNA. Its product is annotated as alpha/beta hydrolase domain-containing protein VTE7. The transcript is spliced from 10 exons. Gene Ontology annotation, molecular function: catalytic activity. The record is from RefSeq and is a predicted model, not a curated record. Bases 104 to 1228 code for a protein of 374 amino acids. NCBI's taxonomy places the organism in Eukaryota, Viridiplantae, Streptophyta, Pinopsida, Cupressales, Cupressaceae.
AAUUCAAAAACAUAUUUAUCCCUCGACAAUGAGAUUGUUAACAGAGUUAUCUGAAAGGCAUGAUUACCAAUGACCAUCGGGGAGAUAUAUUAAAAAAUCACUGAUGAUUUCGGUUUCUGCAGUUGGAACAUUAGUUCCAUCAGAGCCAGCUUGCGUUUACAGGAGCCGAAUUAAUUUGCACGGGAUUAUAAACUUUCAUAAAAAAAUUCAGCUUAGAAGCAGGGUAGUUUGUGCAGUGGAAAUUAAAAAUGCAGAAGACUUUAAAUUCCCUUCAUUUUUAUCUUCAUAUUUAUCUCGGGAAGCACCGAUAAAAGAUUCUGCAGCCCUUAAAAUGGCCACAAGAAUUCAGAGGCUUCCUGUAGAGACUGAUCUUUCAGAGCGUCCAAUUAUGAGUAGCUGUGUGAUGCCUUUAAGACAAAAUAUGGAGGCAACACCAGUGGUUUUACUCCAUGGGUUUGACAGUUCUUGUUUAGAGUGGCGUUACACAUACCCUUUGCUUGAGGCCGGUGGGAUGGAGCCUUGGGCUGUUGACCUUCUUGGUUGGGGCUUCAAUAAUGGAGAAGGUGUAAAGUCAUAUAAUGUGGCUGCAAAACGGGAACACCUUUACAAGUUUUGGAGAAGAUAUAUCAAAAGGCCUAUGGCUUUGGUUGGGCCAAGCCUUGGUGCUGCUGCAACGAUAGAUUUUGCGGUGUGCUACCCUGAAGCUGUCUCAAGAUUGGUGUUGAUAGAUGGAAAUGUUUAUGCAGAGGGCACUGGAAAUAUGGCAAAAUUUCCAAAAUCUUUAGCAUAUUUCGGGGUUUCUUUAUUGAAGAGUGUACCUUUACGAACAUGGGCAACGUUUUUGGCAUUAUCUAAAAUGUCCAGAUCUAGAAUAAAUGAUAUGGCACGGGUUGGUCGCUUGCAUUGUCACUCACCGCAUUGGGCAGAUGCAACAGUUGAUUUCAUGCUUAGUGGGGGAUAUAACAUUGCUGCUCGUAUAAAAGAGGCAUGUUCAAUAAUAUCACCAUUUUUACAGAUAGACAAGAAGACUCUAGUGAUUUGGGGUGAGGAGGACGAGAUUGUCAGCAUGAAAUAUGCGAAGAGAUUGCAAGAAGACCUAAAAGAAUCGAAAGUGCAGUACAUUAGUGAAUGCGGCCACAUUCCUCACGUUGAGAAGCCAGAAAUUAUUGCAAAUAUGAUUAUAGAUUUUUUAAAUGACGAGCAUGCUGAAGAAUCAACUAGCGAAUGAAAUUGAAUUUUAAUUUAAAACACCAUCAUCGGCCACUCUCUGUUUAAACUUUCUUUUUUGUUCUGCAAUGUCUAUUUCAAACAUUAUAACAUAUUCUUAUAGAAUGGUUUGCUAGAAUUUUUUUGCAAUUACUAAAUAAAUCAUUGCCUUCAUUU